Messenger RNA from Mytilinidion resinicola, 2238 nucleotides. RefSeq names its product MFS general substrate transporter. Gene Ontology annotation, molecular function: transmembrane transporter activity. Gene Ontology annotation, biological process: transmembrane transport. Bases 1 to 1854 code for a protein of 617 amino acids. NCBI's taxonomy places the organism in Eukaryota, Fungi, Ascomycota, Dothideomycetes, Mytilinidiales, Mytilinidiaceae. The record is from RefSeq and is a predicted model, not a curated record. The transcript is spliced from 4 exons.
AUGGAAGUUCGGGAUCAGCUUCGUGCUCAUAGGUACAGUAUGCAUAAGCAUUCUCGUCGUCAACCAGUUGCAAGGAACUGGAGCACGUCGAAGAAACGUAUCGUCGCCACCAUUGCAUGCAUCAACACUUCUCUUUUGGGGAUCAUUGUUGGUAUAUACGCUGGAGAAGUUCCCCGAAUACAGUACCAGUUGGCGGAUGAAACUCGAACAGUGAUCCUCGGAAAUGUGUGUCUCUAUCUUGGACUUGCAGUGUCUACUGCCAUUGUCUGGCCACUGCCUCUCCUUCAUGGCCGUAAACCAUACAUUCUCGGAUCGUUGGCGAUCGCCCUACCUUUACAAUUUCCGCAGGCCGUUGUCGUGGGAAAUCCGAGAUCUCCAAACAAGCACAUCUUCAAAACUGGUCUACUUCUCUCGCGUGCAAUUUCUGGCCUUGUCCUCGGCUUCGCAAACGUCAAUUUUAUCACUACGCUAUUCGACCUUUUUGGUGUAUCGCUCCAAAGCAAUAAGCCCCAUCAAGAAAUUGUCGUUGUCAACGAUGUGCGGCGGCAUGGAGGCGGAAUGGGUAUGUGGCUCGGUCUUUGGUCAUGGUGCUCUAUUGGGUCUAUUGCGAUAGGGUUUCAGAUCGGUGCCGCCAUUAUCGAAAGUCUUGACCCUGAUUGGGGUUUCUAUAUCGUCAUCAUCUUUAUGGCGGCCGUCCUAGUCUUGAAUGUACUCGCUCCGGAGACUAGACGGUCGCAGUAUAGAAGAUCGGUUACGGAGGUAUACAAUCGAGAUGAAAAUUUCAUCACACGGCGAAUAUCGCAAGGGGAAGUCAAACUCCAUAUCUCCACACAAGGCCCAAAGUACUGGUUCGAAGAAGUCUGGGCCGGUAUCAAACUUUCGAUAAUGAUGAUGUGUCAAUGGGGCUUCGCUUUCCUGGCACUCUACUUGGGUUGGAUAUACGCACAGAUCGUGCUGGUAAUCGUGCUGCUCGGAGCUUUGCUCUCUCGCGAUUAUCGUUGGCAUCCUGACUAUGUCGGCCUCGGGGUAAUGAGCGUAGCCAUAGGUGCUCUUCUCGCCGUUCCUCUCACGAAAGCCGGCAUCUUUAGUCGCGACCGAAAAAGAGGACCACGGACCGACAGCAUGACCCUAGAGCGUGAAAUUGUCUGGACUUCCCAUUUUGCCCGCCGCAUCUUAUUCAUGCUGGCCCUACCGGCCGCCAGCAUUGCCUACACUGUUUCUUCCGCCGGGCGACGAUACCCCUAUAUGGUGCCCAUCGUCUGUGCCGGCGUCAUCGCCUUCUUUUCCGUUCUCGCCAUUGCAGAAUGCCACGGCUUGAUCAUGGAAGCAUACGACGUCUGCGACCUACAGCCCGGCGUCAAUACCCGCCAUCGGCUCCAGAGCAUGGCCGUCGAGGACCGCAGACGCCGCACAAACUACUCUAGUUUCCCCCGUGUCUCAGCUGGUAUCUUUCUGAGCCAGACCAUUGGCUUUCUCCUGGCAGCCGUUGCUAACGCCGUCGGCGGCAUACUCACGCGUCGUAUCGGUGCGCAAGCCUCGAUAGGCGUUACGGGGGGCAUUCUUCUCUUCCUUACGAUUGCGCUCACGGCCGCCCUCUGGCGCUUCAAGGCUGUGCAGGUUAUUCCGAAUGGCGCGUUCGGAACACGCCGCCCUACUGCUGUGCCGGAGUUUGGUACUGAGGUCAAGGGGCUUGGGGCCGAUGACUGGAAGCCGGUUGUCAUUGGGAAUCCGAGUGGAAAGACCAGACGGAUGAGUAUUUUGGAAUUGGGGACGCUGAGCAGGUGGACAGAGGUUAGAAAGCUGAACAAGUUGAUCCCAGACCCACCUAAGAAGCGGAAGAGGGUCAUCACGUAGGUCUGGUUGCAGCUGGAGGACUUUGGGGCGGGUCGGCCCUACGUGUAGUCGAUUCUUUCCCUAGACGGACGUAUUGUUCUUUUUUUGCGAGUUUGAGGUGAUAUUGGUUCUCUCGCGACGUGCUUAGUUGGCUUUGAUUGGAUAAGAGGACGUGCCAAGGGUGGUUCUGGCUACAUAUCUACCACGGACACAGCCCUCUUCGCCAACGCCAACGCCGACACACCUUCAGUUCCUCGCAUCUGUUUGCAGUCCAGCAACACCCACUCCCCACCUUCACGCAACAACUCCGCCCUCAAAAUGCGUUGGGCCACUUGGAUACUCAUUAGAAUCAUAGUUUAUGAGACAUUGGUAACUUCGUGUUUUAGGUUCCCCAUGUGACCCUAG